Messenger RNA from Aphanomyces invadans, 621 nucleotides. RefSeq lists its product as hypothetical. The transcript is spliced from 3 exons. The record is from RefSeq and is a predicted model, not a curated record. The coding region runs from base 1 to 621 and encodes 206 amino acids. Lineage: Eukaryota; Oomycota; Saprolegniomycetes; Saprolegniales; Verrucalvaceae.
AUGGGGGCAUCUGCGUCGUCCCCGGCGCACCAAGGAUUUCGUCCUCGGGUGGGGAAGCUCGCUCCGGACUCGACCGUCAUGCUUGUUUGCGACCUCCAAGAACACUACCGCACUAGAAUCUACGAGAUCUCGUCCGUUCUCCACGCGUCCAACUCGCUCGUGCAGGCCGCCAAGAGGCUUUGCAUUCCAGUCAUUUGCACGACGCACGACGCCGCCAACUCGGACGCCAGGACCCCGCCGGAGCUUCAUUUGGACGACGGGUGCAGUUGCCAUGACAAGACUGUGUUUUCGAUGCUGUCGGCGGACGUCCGCCGCGCCAUCGACGCGCGCCAUCCCAAGUCGAUUGUGUUGUGCGGCGUGGAAGCCCACGUGUGUGUGCUCCAGACGUGCCUCGACCUCGUGGAAGACGGCUACCAAGUCCAUGUCGCCGUCGAUGCAGUGAGCAGCAGCACGGCGUUCCUGCGCGCGACGGCCUUGGAGCGCUUGAAGCAAUCGGGUGUGUUUUUGACCACGGUCGAAAGCCUAGUGUUUCAGUGGGUGCCCGACUCGAACCACCCCGCGUUUGACGACAUGACCGAGCUGAACAAGCAGCACACCGCGAUCCCGUCCGCGUUUCAUUGA